AUGGACGGACAUUAUCCACCUCCAGUACCACCUUUGGGUGCAUUCUACUCAACUGGGCCACCACCUAUGUAUCCUCCAGAGCCAUAUCCGCCUGGCUUGCAUCAGCUGCAGACAAUGUCUUUGGAAAGUCUGGGAAGCUACCCUGACUACGAUGACCCCAACCUAGCCAUGCUGCCUCCAGGUCAUGUACAAGGUCAGCAGCGGCAACGAAGAAGGCAACCGCAGAGCUCUGAGCAUGUGAAGCAUCGGCGAACAAGGAGCGGUUGCUACACUUGUCGACAACGUCGGGUAAAGUGUGACGAGACUCGACCCAUCUGUGAUCGCUGUCGGAAGGGCAAACGAGACUGUGCCUAUCCUGGCUCAUCAUCUCCAACCACAUCAGGUUCCAAGUCUUCGCAUUCUAGCAAGAAAGCUAAAGACGACGGCGCAUCAAGUGGAUCUGACGAGGACUAUGAGGAGGAGUCCAAGAGCCCGUUACACACCAUCCUGGAUGACGAAGACGCGCUUGAUGAUAGCGAGUCACCUUCAGGUGUCUCGGACGCGCGCAAACAGUCCAGUGCUUCAACAGCUUCUUCGAGCCAGCAGCUUUCGCCCAGUAUCGAGCGCGUACCGGGCUCAUCGACCAGGCCAAAGGCCUCACGAACGACUACGAAGCAUACAGUGAAGCCAAGCAUAACGCAGAACAGUCGAUGGGCAAGCCUACCCAAAGAAAUCAAAGCAUACCUGCGGUACCAUCAUGAAAGCUUAUCGCAUCACCACUACGGCUUCAAGUACGACGCUGGCGACUUCCUCAAGUCAACGUUCUUGGAAAUCGCCAUGAAUGAUGAAAGCUGGGCGCUACUCCACGGCAUCGUCGCGUUCGCGGCAUACCAUCACGCAGUCCACAACAAGGAGCCCGCGAUUUCGAGGUUCCUGAUGUACUACAACCAAUCCAUCAAUCUGUUACAGCAAUCAUUGAAGAAGAAACGUCACAAUAUCGCGACACUGUUAACAAUCCUGCAACUUGCGACUAUCGAAGAGUUUUUGGGGGAUUGGAACAACCUUCUCGGCCAUCAACGAGCAGCGCAUCAACUAUUGAUGGAUCUAUUCACUCCUCAGACCAUCAUGCAAGACGAAACGCGUCGAAGGAUCAUCGCCUGGUAUAUCCGCUUCGAUCUAUUCGCAGGUCUCUUGGCUGGCAAUGAAACGAACCUUGAUCGUGCUUGGUUCGCCGUAUGUGCCGAUUUCUACGAUCUCCAAGCCCGUGAGCGUCCAUCUGACCUUGGUGCGAAGUUCGAGGGCUUCUUCUCUACAGCACGGUUGUUGGCGACUGACGUGACGCUGCUUUUUGCGGCGAGGCACCGGGAUAGCAUCAGCGACGAGGACUUUGACAAGCGGGUCUCUGAUCUGACCCGACAGUUCGACGAGUUCAGGACAACGUUGAAGAAUGCUUUCGAGGGGCCGUCUAGCUAUGUCCAGGAAUUUCCGCUCGCACCUCCUCCGAGUGCAGACGACCUCACUAACUUCCGUGAUCCAUACUUCCUCUAUGGUGGGGAUCUUUUCACCAUGAAUUAUGUCUUGAUCGACUUUUGGGCUAUCGAUCUUCACUUUAAGAUGAGCCUUGCUAGCAUCCGGCGCCAAUCACCUCCCCCGGACCUCAGAGAGAUUGCUUUGAAGAAAUGCAAGAUGUUUGAAGCCAUACAAUAUUAUGACAAAGGUCCUGCUGGAGGUAUCAUCGGGUGCCAGGCUAGUCUGGGGAUUGCCAGUCUGUGCUUGCCGCACGACAAGAAGCACAUUGAUUGGUGUCGGCAGAAGUUUGCGCUGAUCGAACAGAAUGGAUACAUCUACCCUUCUGCGCUUCGACAACGCAUGACCGGCAUCUGGGGCGUGGACGUAAACCACUGGUGGCUGGCCAACGAGGAAGGCUUCCCACAAGUCGUCCGUGCCAUUCGUGAUUUCGUCGAAUACAGGGCGUCAAUGCCUCAAGAUGCUGCAGCAGCCGAUGUUCGAGAUAUGAGUGGCAUCUUCCGAACGCUGAACAUGUCGGAUGAUGGAGGUCUCCCCGAGGAUCUCAAAGGAUUCACAACCGAUUUUGACACCCUUGGAUCUGCUAUGCAAUGGGACGAGAGCAGCCCUGAGCAGCAAUGGCCAUAG
Molecule: messenger RNA, 2133 nt
Organism: Recurvomyces mirabilis
Lineage: Eukaryota; Fungi; Ascomycota; Dothideomycetes; Mycosphaerellales; Teratosphaeriaceae
Exons: 5
Coding region: 1-2133 (710 amino acids)
Biological process (GO): regulation of DNA-templated transcription
Molecular function (GO): zinc ion binding; DNA-binding transcription factor activity, RNA polymerase II-specific
Source: RefSeq, a predicted model, not a curated record